Molecule: messenger RNA, 3839 nt
Organism: Zea mays
Lineage: Eukaryota; Viridiplantae; Streptophyta; Magnoliopsida; Poales; Poaceae
Exons: 7
Coding region: 2791-3510 (239 amino acids)
Biological process (GO): double-strand break repair involved in meiotic recombination; interstrand cross-link repair; homologous chromosome pairing at meiosis
Cellular component (GO): condensed chromosome; nucleus
Molecular function (GO): DNA polymerase binding
Source: RefSeq, a predicted model, not a curated record
GCCCCUUCCCCCGAGCUCCGACACAGCCGUCGCCCUGAGCCCGUCAUCCAUGCUCCCUUCCAUCCUUCUCCCCACCAGCACAACCACACCCCCUCUCCCCCCUCGCCGCCUCCCCAGACCCCGACACGUCCUCCCCGGCCGCAAUGACCGCUCCCCGACCGUGGUCCCCGCUAGCAAACCCAAGCUCGUCGGGGAGAAGAGCAAGGGGGGCGCAGAGGCUUGCCUACCUAGCUCGUCGGGGCCCUAUGGAGAUCCAGCACCACCGGGGCUGGGCAACUCCAAGGUUGUGAAGGUGCAGAGCGAGGAGGCGUGGGAUCUGUUCACCGAUCGAGCGAGCAAUGAAGGCUGGGCCAGGUAUCGGCGAUGCCCUCGGCGACAUCGAAAUCUACUCCGCGGCCACCGGCGAGCCCGUCCUGUUCAGAGACCUGUGGGACUAGGACGAGGGAGUGUCUGUUGUUGCGCUGCUAAGGCAUUUCGAGUGCCCAUGCUGGUGAGUGAGGACGCUUCUUUGUAGCUGGUAUAACAUGGUUGUUAUUUGACUGCCGCAGUCCUAUCAUCUCUUUGCUCUGCGCCCCGGCCGGGCCCUACCGUCCACAUCAUGCCCUGCCGUCCGAUCCUCCAGCUCGCUGUUUCUGAGCACAACCGCGUCGUAGGGGGGAAUGGAAAAUCUACACCGUCGCUGUCGGGGGUGGCGUCUUGGCGGUCGAGCAAGUGGGCGGCCCGCGCUAUGGGAUUCAGCGGCAGCGACAACGAAAGCAGUGGUAGACUGGUAGCGGUCUAGCCGUGCCGUGGGCGGCUGGCCGCUGGCCGCGUUUUUGCUUCCAAUGUGAGUGCGGAACUACGGAUCGGCAAUGAGCAUAUUUUACAAUCAACUUCUUCCUUUGAGCUAGCUGUCGGCUCUGAUUAUGCCUCCGUGUAGCUGGGAGUUGGCCUCUGUUCUGAAGGACACAAAGGAGAGAUUUGAUUCUGCGGGAGUAAAACUGAUUGUUGUUGGUGUUAGCACUCCAGUUAAAGCCCGUAUUCUUGCCGAGGAGCGUGUAUGUAUAUGUUCCAUUUGGUAACCUAGCUUUAAAUCUUUGGAGACACACAGACAGACUGAACCUGCUUUUAGGCUCUGAGUUUUGACCAAGUAACCCAUUGUUCUUGUUUACUGGUUUGCUAGACGACAAAUUUCUAACGGAAGGAGAGAUAGACAUGCCUAUCUGUUUUAGUUUGUUUUUGGGCAUUCUGCAAAGAACUCACAAACCUUAAUAAUUUACUCUAGAAUUCAUUUGAUGCAGUUGCCCUUUCCGUUGGAAUACCUCUAUGCUGAUCCCGAUCGGAAGUUUAGUAAAUGGAGAAGUAAUGUUGGCCGAUCCGCCCGUAGAUCCUCUCUCCCCAUUACCGCGAUUUAUUUGGUACUUCGGGCAGGAGGGUCCUGAUCGGCGACUCCGGCGUCGGCAAGUCCAACUUGCUCUCACGCUUCACGCGCAACGAGUUUAGCCUCGAGUCCAAGUCCACCAUCGGCGACGAGUUCGCCACCUGCUCUCUCCAGGUCGACGGCAAGUUCGUCAAUGCCCAGAUUUGGGACACCGCCGGCUAGGAACGGUACGUUUCGUUUCAGCUUGCUCCAGCUCGUCUCGCCUUUCAUCUCUCUCCGCCGUUGCCGCGGCAGCUGGCAGUAGAUCUGAUUUGCGUCUCGGUUCGGCUGCUGCUAGCGUGCGUAUCCUCAUUUUCACCAUUAAGAUUGGGUUCUCGCUUUGGAUCUCGCUGCCGAAUUGCGUUGCGUGCUGCUGUUGAUUACCAUUUGUAGGGUUUGGUGCAUUUUCAUUUCAGAAUCCGAUACUGGAACACGCGAAUCAGCAUGCAGGCAUCCUUUUGUUGACAAACUAGAGUUGUAGGAUGAUGAUGAUGAUAUGAUAUUCUUCUAUUGCACAAACGUUUUUUAUACUGCCCGGAGCUUGGUUUUCGAGUACGCAGCAGGUGGCGUGGACUGGAGAUGACUUGGUUUCUUUGCCUUGGCUCAUGCCGAACAUUUAGCCUAGGAGGAGCAGACCGGCCAUUUUCCUUUUCUCUUGUUUGCAUGCAGCAAGCCUGGCCAGUUCAGUUAAUUUAGUCGUCAAAACAGUAAAAUGCGCACAAUGCAAAUAUGGACUGGAGAUUAUCUGAAAAAAAAUGUGAGCUCUAUCCAAAUUAUGGAUUUCUUCAGUUUAAAUUGACCAGUGGAUUAGAAAACCUUUUCUUCCUAUCUUAAUUGCCAACAAUCAGUUUUUUUUGCAGUGUCAAGGUUCAUCUUCUUACCUUGAAACCGAGGUACUUCAUUCCUACUAGAUAAUUGUUGCUAAAAUAGGGUUACAUUAUUAACGUCUGGCUGUUUCGUCACGCAACUACCAACAUAUCUAUAUCUUCUCCGUGAUCUGCACAACAAAUUAGAUAAUUUGAAUCCUUCAAUCAAGCCUUUUCUUAGUACUUCUAAAGCAAAAUAUACUACUACUCAUUGCCAUAAGAGCACACAAGAUUUUCUUGACAAAAUCCAGCCACUAUUCUUAGUUUUAAGGAAGCAUCUGGAUGGAGCAGUUUCAAUGAUCAAAGAUGGUAACCUUCUAUUCCAUAAUUUUUGCUUCGUGUUACUUUUACAAUGUUUGAAUUAAUAAUUAGUGGGCUGAGUCGGUUUCUUAAUGGUCGGGGUUGUAUGUGCUGGGAGGGAUUACACCCCCUCCUUUGUGGAUCUUUUCUUCUUAGUGAAAUGACACAACUUUCCUGCAUUGCUUGAGAAAAACAAUGUCCGCAUUUCGUAUAAUCCUUCAUUGAAUGUCCUUGCUUUCGAUUGGUAACAUGAUAAGCUACUACUCUUCAGAAUUAGAGAGCUGUUUAGAUGACUGGAGUUCACAUUCAUCUUCUGCUGGCAACCCAAACAUACCAUAUGUGGUUGUCUCCAAGUCAUCAAUUGUGACUGCUGUAUGCAAAGAGAUUCUUGGCUGCUACAGGAAGUUACUUGGCAUUCCUGAUCUGUUGAAUCAACCAAACAUGUCAAUUCUGAAGCAACUUUUGCAGACUUUACAGCCAACUGAAAAUUUUGAUGAUGUUCUUUCUGAGUUCCAAUCAUCUCUUGGUCCUUGCAAUGUUGAUUACCUAUAUUGUGGAGAAUGUAAAAUGUUGGAGGAUAUUAUGGAUUCAGUGUCCUCAUUUUCAUACCUUUUGUCUUCUGAUGUGUUAAUUACUAUACAAUCAAUUGUAAAUUCUGUUGUUGUGUUGUUGGACAAAUCCGGGGAACCAAAUGGGAAAAAUAUACACAUGGGAUGCUCCAAAGCAAUCAUUUCCUUUCUGCGAAAGCGUCUUGGAUACUCAGCUCAUAAGCUGCUCAGUGCUGAUUUCCCUAGCGAAGAUGUUGGAAAAGGAUGGCAGAGUAAAGGUGAUCUUAUACAGAAGAUAUUGCAAAUAUACCUCAGGAAUAGUGACUCUACUUCAGAUCUACUUGCUGAGAUAGGUCGUGAAUUGCCUAAGGCACCCAACACACAAUUGUUUUUUUAGCAAGCGCGUAUGGAGGUGUGUGCCUGAUGACUGACGGUGUACGAGGGAACUUCUUCCGGCAGGCGUGGGGCGUGCUCUCCAACGAUGAGACCAUGGAAAUCGUGGCAUAUAUCGAAGUCGACAUGAUACUGAUGGUUGCAAUGUAGUGGUGAAACAACUAGAUUAAAAUAACAAAAUUUAUGUAUGACCAUGAUCACAAAUAGAUUAUGAAACAUUUUUUCAUAACAGUAUAACACACAUUUUGUAUAUAAGUUACCGUGGUAUUAUAUGUCCCCGUUGCAACGCACGGGCACUCACCUAGUAUCACAUAAAAUCAUAUCACUUCACCU